AUGAUUCCUGAAUGUCCCCGGAGCGGAGAGACAAGGAACCGAACUCAGUGCCACUAUGGCCAGGUAGCCGAACCAAACCAGAACUGUUUUGGGCUACUUUCCGAGAUCAAAACUCUUAUCAAGAAUGAACCAUUCACUGACCACUACACCAUCAUUCCGGGCAGAGAGCUCGGCAGGGGGAAGUUUGCCGUGGUGAGGAAGUGUGUGGAGAAGUGCACGGGGCAGGAGUACGCCGCCAAGUUCAUGAGGAAGAGGAGGAAGGGCCAGGACUGCAGGCUGGAGAUCAUCCACGAGGUGGCCGUUCUGGAGCUCGCCACGGCCAGCCAGCGGGUGGUCAACCUGCACCAGGUCUACGAGAUGGCCUCCGAGAUGGUGCUCGUCCUCCAGUUUGCGGCCGGAGGGGAGAUCUUUAACCAGUGUGUAGCGGAGAGGGACGAGGCCUUCAUAGAGGAGGACGUUAAGAGGCUGUUGAGACAGAUCCUAGAGGGAGUCUCCUUCCUCCACAGGAACAACGUGGUGCACCUGGACAUCAAGCCCCAGAACAUUCUGUUGACCUGCAAUGCUCCUCUGGGGGACAUUAAGAUCGUGGACUUUGGUCUGUCCAGGAUGGUGAGCAGCAGUCAGGAGCUCAGAGAGAUCAUGGGGACCCCGGAGUAUGUGGCUCCAGAAAUCCUUGAUUACGAACCAAUUAGCACAGCAACAGACAUGUGGAGUAUUGGGGUGCUGACCUAUGUGAUGCUGACCGGUACCUCUCCCUUCCUGGGGGAGGACAAGCAGGAGACCUUCCUCAACAUCUCCCAGAUCAACGUCAGUUACCAGGAGGACGAGCUGGAGCAUGUAGACCAGGCCGCCAUCGCCUUCAUCAAGCUCCUGCUCGUCAAAGAACCCCAGAACCGUGCCACAGCUGAGGAGUGCCUGCAGCACCAGUGGCUCCAGCCAAAAGAGAAAAGGGAAGCCGAGGCGACAGUAGAGGUGAAAGAGACUAUAAGCCCCACCAAGUGCACCUCUGAGCCAGCCAACCCCGAGAGCCACAUCAGGGGUGAGGAGGAGGAAGGCCCCGAAACGGAGGAGCUGAUCGUGAUGGCGGCCUACACACUGGGCCAGUGCCGCCAGUCAACAGACAAGGAGGUCAUGACCCCCGACCAGAAGGCCAUCUCCAAACGCUUCAAGUUUGAGGAGCCCUUCAGCGCCCUCCAAGAGGUUCCUGGAGAGUUCAUCUACUGAAGGACUCACACACACAUCUCAUCCUCUACACUAGGUGGUCCUGGAGAGCUAGUGGUGGUGUUGGGUCUCCCUUCUGCCCUUCACUGACACACCAGAUAAUUCAGAUCGUCACGGCCCUGAUUAGUUGCUUAGUAGAAUCAGGUGCAUUAGUGAUGGGUUGGAGCCAAAGCCUGCACCAACCAGUAGCUCGCAAAGAACCUGGGUGGAAAAACUCCUGCUCUUACAUCUAGGGAAAAGCAGUUAAACACAUUGCACUUACAAACCAGAAGAAACAUCUCACACUUUUCUAACCCACCUCACGGUCUGAAUUCGUAACCCAAACUGUUUUUUUGUCCCUUUCUUUUCAUAUACACCCUGUCGUUACUCCAGACUGAGCCUUGUUGUGACGUUACUCCAGACUGAGCCUUGUUGUGACGUUACUCCAGACUGAGCCUUGUUGUGACGUUACUCCAGACUGAGCCUUGUUGUGACAUUUCUCCAGACUGAGCCUUGUUGUGACGUUACUCCAGACUGAGCCUUGUUGUGACGUUACUCCAGACUGAGCCUUGUUGUGACGUUACUCCAGACUGAGCCUUGUUGUGACGUUACUCCAGACUGAGCCUUGUUGUGACGUUACUCCAGACUGAGCCUUGUUGUGACGUUACUCCAGACUGAGCCUUGUUGUGACGUUACUCCAGACUGAGCCUUGUUGUGACGUUACUCCAGACUGAGCCUUGUUGUGACGUUACUCCAGACUGAGCCUUGUUGUGACGUUACUCCAGACUGAGCCUUGUUGUGACGUUUCACCAGACUAAGCCUUGUUGUGACGUUUCACCAGACUAAGCCUUGUUGUGACGUUUCACCAGACUAAGCCUUGUUGUGACGUUACUCCAGACUGAGCCUUGUUGUGACGUUUCACCAGACUAAGCCUUGUUGUGACGUUUCACCAGACUAAGCCUUGUUGUGACGUUUCUCCAGACUAAGCCUUGUUGUGAUGUUUCUCCAGACUGAGCCUUGUUGUGACGUUUCUCCAGACUGAGCCUUGUUGUGAUGUUUCUCCAGACUAAGCCUUGUUGUGACGUUUCUCCAGACUGAGCCUUGUUGUGACGUUUCUCCAGACUGAGCCUUGUUGUGACGUUUCUCCAGACUGAGCCUUGUUGUGACGUUUCACCAGACUGAGCCUUGUUGUGACGUUACUCCAGACUAAGCCUUGUUGUGACGUUUCUCCAGACUAAGCCUUGUUGUGACGUUUCUCCAGACUAAGCCUUGUUGUGACGUUACUCCAGACUAAGCCUUGUUGUGACGUUACUCCAGACUAAGCCUUGUUGUGACGUUACUCCAGACUAAGCCUUGUUGUGACGUUACUCCAGACUGAGCCUUGUUGUGACAUUACUCCAGACUAAGCCUUGUUGUGACGUUACUCCAGACUGAGCCUUGUUGUGACAUUACUCCAGACUAAGCCUUGUUGUGACGUUACUCCAGACUGAGCCUUGUUGUGACGUUACUCCAGACUAAGCCUUGUUGUGAUAUUUCUCCAGACUGAGCCUUGUUGUGACGUUUCUCCAGACUAAGCCUUGUUGUGAUAUUUCUCCAGACUAAGCCUUGUUGUGACGUUUCUCCAGACUAAGCCUUGUUGUGAUAUUUCUCCAGACUAAGCCUUGUUGUGACAUUUCUCCAGACUAAGCCUUGUUGUGACGUUUCUCCAGACUAAGCCUUGUUGUGACGUUUCACCAGACUAAGCCUUGUUGUGACGUUACUCCAGACUAAGCCUUGUUGUGAUAUUUCUCCAGACUAAGCCUUGUUGUGACGUUUCACCAGACUAAGCCUUGUUGUGACGUUACUCCAGACUAAGCCUUGUUGUGAUAUUUCUCCAGACUAAGCCUUGUUGUGACAUUUCUCCAGACUAAGCCUUGUUGUGGUGCUUUGUUUUCUUUUUCUUUGGUGCCUUGCUGGGAGAAUUAGAGAAGGAAUUGCAUAUUUUUUGUCCAUGUUUUGUCUGCCAUGUAUUUUCUUUAUG
Molecule: messenger RNA, 3220 nt
Organism: Salvelinus namaycush (lake trout)
Lineage: Eukaryota; Metazoa; Chordata; Actinopteri; Salmoniformes; Salmonidae
Product: serine/threonine-protein kinase 17A-like
Exons: 7
Coding region: 1-1224 (407 amino acids)
Biological process (GO): protein phosphorylation; intracellular signal transduction; positive regulation of apoptotic process
Cellular component (GO): nucleus
Molecular function (GO): protein serine/threonine kinase activity; ATP binding
Source: RefSeq, a predicted model, not a curated record